GCUCUCUACACGAUUGUAUCUACUAUGGGGACGCUCUUUGUGCUGGUUGCACGCGGCCAACACACCUCACUGUUGACACAUGAACAACGGGAAACAAUGCCAGAAUCAGAGUUUGCAAUAUGGCAAUAUGGCUCGAAAAACUUCAUAGCCGGCAUGUGUUGCUACGUCACAAUUGUUUGGACGUUAAAAUUUAAUAUGUUAUUCUUUUAUAAAAGAUUGGUCAAGAGCCAAUGGGUUGAAAAGGUCUUAUUUCCCCUCAUGGGGCUGGUUGGAUUGACAGCAGUCAUCAUAGUAUUGAUUAUCUUCCUGACUUGCCGUCCUCUUAACCUUAUGUGGCAAAUAAGACCAGACCCCGGAGAAAACUGCGUACCGCAGAAUAAGAUCUAUUUCUAUAGCAUUCUAGUCAUGAAUGUCACUACAGAUCUUUGUAUUAUCAUCGUCCCCAUUCCUGUCAUCAGCCUCGUCCGAGCCUCAGUCUGGCGCAGAAUCGGUAUAUAUUUUCUCUUUAGCCUAGGCGUCUUCGUGAUGGCGGCUUCUAUCAUUCGUGUUGUUCUUAUUUUCCAUCCAACAGGUCAGUUUGGACCCGGGGCCAUGUGGUCCAUCCGUGAAGAUUUCGUGGCUAUUUUUGUCGGCCAAGCUCCAAUGAUUAUUCCAAUCUUUAGAAAGAGAUUCUGGGAAAAGUCCAUCAGCAGAACACCCAAAACGUGCCAGGGGUCUGAUGGUCAUGAACUGUCAGAAGGAGGGGCAAAAAAGCCCAAAAAAGCAAAGGAUCCAUGGAGCUUGACCAUGAUAGGCUUCACCCACCACACAAAUGCAACCCGUGGUACUCAACCCAGCAGCGUAGGCGCAACAGUGAAGGCAACGGUGUCCACAGGCGGUUUUGAAAGAGCUGUUGUAACAGAGAGGCAUUCAUCAUGUGAAGGCUACCAAUCACAGGUGGUAGGUGACUCGCGUUUUAUUAAUGUUAGCAGCAAAGACCACGACGAUCUAGAAAUCACGGGAGCUUAA
Molecule: messenger RNA, 1008 nt
Organism: Colletotrichum navitas
Lineage: Eukaryota; Fungi; Ascomycota; Sordariomycetes; Glomerellales; Glomerellaceae
Exons: 6
Source: RefSeq, a predicted model, not a curated record